AUGGCAGAAGAUGCCGAGCCUGCUGGUUCGACCGUCACGGCACAUGUUCCGGCUGAUGCUAUGGGUGUCCCUCCACCCAUCGUGAUACAGACACACUACCAAGAAGAAACAGAAAAGAUCCCCAGCACAACGGAGGAUCUCUGGGUUAGUUCGGCAGAUGGACGGUAUUCGCGUCCGCCUAUACCAUUACGGGUCGGUCCUAUAAACAAUAUUCAAACCUUCUACGUCCAUAGAGAUAUUCUUCUUCAGGCUGAGUGGUUUCAGAAAGCUCUUUGCGGUAAUUUCAGAGAAGCUAGCGAACAAGUUAUUGACUUGCCGGAGGAGGAUCCCGCUAUUUUCCAUUUUCUAGUUGCCUUUUUGUACGAAGGCAGCUUCGAGCCCAUCAGGCCAGCAGCGAGUGUGCUAGAUCCCGAGAUCGACAAAGGAAAAGCUAUUGAAGUCGACCCAGAACCAGCAGAAACCUCGGAUUCGAGCUCAUCAGAUACCUCCAUCUCUGGAACAUCGAAUUCCUCAUGGCGACGACGUCGUCGAGCUCGACAAACCAGACCCGCCGAGACUGAAGAGAGUCAGGAGAAGCAGCCUGGCCAUCACCGCCCGGGAUGCCCUUGCCCUCGUUGUCUUGCAAGGCGUGAUUUCAAAAGGUGUUGGCAGUGUGGUGCCAGCCGAUCUCGCGAUGUCAACACCCACGUACCUUUACCUUUUGGUCGAGGGGGGCCCAGACAAGGUGUACGGCCUCCAGGAGGCAUCUUUCCUCCCACUGCAGGAAUUCCGAUGCCUUCCCUGCCGGAACUCCCCGAGCGCAUCACAGGCGAGGAUCUACGGACAUGGUUUCUAGCAUAUGAACUUAACCUCGAUGUUUACAUCUGUGCGAACCGCUUUCUCAUGGAUGACUUUAAAGGAACAGUGAUGCGCUCAUGCGUCGACAUGCUCGAGACGGCAGGCUGGGACGCCGCACAGCCAGAAAUGAUGCAUCUAUGCAGAAAGCUUUACCGCAGCGUUCCAGAGGUAGAUGAGUUGCUCAAAAUGGUGCUGGCGCGUAUAGGCUUCCUGCAACCAAUGUUAUGGAAACGCUAUCCUGAGGAAACCGGCGAGUUUCUGGUGAGUAAUCCAGAGCUGGCAGCUACUAUCCUAAGAGAGACGGUUAUGAGGCAUUCUCAGCCAACGGCAGACCUGCCGCCUAUGGAGGCUGCGCAUACUUCAGCCUACGACGAUGAGUGGCAGCAUCUGGGGCGGCGUCCACCUGUACGUAUUCGCCCCAACCGUUACGACUAG
Fusarium coffeatum is the source of this 1272-nucleotide messenger RNA. RefSeq lists its product as uncharacterized. The record is from RefSeq and is a predicted model, not a curated record. Gene Ontology annotation, molecular function: protein binding. Bases 1 to 1272 code for a protein of 423 amino acids. The transcript is spliced from 3 exons. Lineage: Eukaryota; Fungi; Ascomycota; Sordariomycetes; Hypocreales; Nectriaceae.